AUGGAUGUCCUCCAAGCAAACGCAAACCUUCCCCUGAACUACAACAUGUCCAACAACACAGAGAAGCUGUGGUCUCCAUUUGAAGGAUGUGAAGAGCAGCUCUCUGGUAUUCUGGUUGCGCUAAGUAUACAGAUAGUCAAUGUCAUUCUGGGUAUACCAGCCAAUGUGAUGGUUCUGUCUCUAUUGCUAACAAGAACAGGUGAAUCUUCCACUUCAGACAUCUUCAUAUUUCACCUCGCUGUUAUGGAUACUUUCUUUGGCUGUAUGGCCCCUCUUGACCUGGUUAAUGUGUUUCUCCUUAACAACAAAAAUGCCUGGCGUGCACAGCAGUUUACUUAUGGUUUAAAAGACAUGGGAGGUCCCCUGUUUCUCUCCUGUAUCUGUUUAGACCGGUAUGUAGCAGUGCUGCAUCCCAUCACUUUCACAGGCCUCAAAGAUCACAAAUACAGAGCAGCCUGCUCGGUGGUGGUGAUGGCCAUUACUGUUCUCUACGCUACUGGCAAGGCUAUAGGUGGAAUUCCAAAUUUUGACAAAAUAUUCACCUUCGGCAUCCUCACUGCCUUCAUGUUCAUGGUCUUCUGUAACAUCUCCAUCCUGUGGGCACUGAAGCGAUCUGGACCAGGGAAAGAUGAGAUGCACCCCAUGAAGAAGAAGGCCUUCAAGAUUGUUCUUUCUAUUCUGGCUAUUAUAGUGUUUAAUUAUCUUCCGCCAGUCACCCUCUUUCCUUUCCAGCAAUAUUAUCACACUUACCUAUUUAAGUGCUACAUCCACCCCAUCUCCUUCUCCUUUGUCAAUCUGAGUAGCAGCACUCAGCCUUUACUCUACCUGUCCAGAGUGGAGAAGGUACCUUGCCUGUCAAGUAGCAAGAUGUGCUGUUCAACAAAGACCUCCUGUCUACGAAGAUAA
Molecule: messenger RNA, 906 nt
Organism: Lepisosteus oculatus (spotted gar)
Lineage: Eukaryota; Metazoa; Chordata; Actinopteri; Semionotiformes; Lepisosteidae
Source: RefSeq, a predicted model, not a curated record